AUGAAAGCAAGACAUAAUUGUUCCGAUGCUUUCUUAACUGAGUUAUUGCAAUUUAUGAAGCCUAUUUUACCUGCUAGGAAUACAUUACCGGCAACAGCCAAUAAAGCCAAGUUUAUGAUUGAACCUUUUCGAUUGAAGUGUGAAAUUAUACAUGCUUGCCCGAAUGAUUGCGUUCUUUACCAGAAGGAUUAUGCUGACAUGGAUGAAUGUCCUAAUUGUAAAGCAAGUAGAUGGAAACCAGUUGAUAAGAAGAAACCACAUGCCAAAACAUGGGAAAGCAGCACAUACAUGCGGCAUCAUGUGGACUCUCCUUGUCGGAAGUUUAUAGAUAGCAAGUGGCCUGAGUUUUCUGCAGAGAAGAGAAAUCCGUUAGUCGACGAGUUGAAAGAAUUAUGGUCUGUUGGAAAGUUGACAUAUGAUGCUCAUACAAAGAGUAACUUUACGCUGAAAGCAAUCUUAAUGUGGUGUGUGCAUGACUUUCCGGCCUAUGGACAUGUUUCUGGUUGUAGAACAUCAGGAAGAUUUGGUUGUUCUGUGUGUGGUGAAAAGACGGAUGCAAUCUGGGUAAAGAAUGAACGUAAAUUCAUCUACAAGGGUCAUAGAAGAUUCUUACCAGCUGACCACCCCUUCAGAAAUGCAAAAGAAAAAUUUGAUGGAACCGAAGAACAUGGAGAUGCUCCAUGCCGUUUGACCGGAGCGCAAUUGCUGGCGAAGAUGAAUAGUGUGCGAACAGAAUUUGGGAAGUUCACAAGUAGGAAGGAAAAAACAUCAAAUUCUACUGGGAAAAGGUGUUUGACGGGUGUCCAACUGUUGAAUACUAUGAAUCGUGUACGCACUGAAUCUUGUCGGGAAACAUGUAAGAGGAAACAGACGGUUGAUACAAGGAUUCCGCCAAAUAUGAAGAAGCGAUCAUUUGAUACAAGCACUCCGUGGUCAAAAAGAUCAAUUUUAUUUGAUUUGCCUUACUGGGAGGAGAGAGGACCUGGCAAGUCUCUAGAAAUGCCGCCAGCACCUUAUCGUUUGUCUAUAGAAGAGAGAAAGCUAGUGUGCACGUCUCUUAGUAACCUGAAGGUUCCUAUUGGUUACUGCGGGAACUGGAAAGGCAAAGUGUCAUUGUUAUUUAAAGUUCUUUGUUCUAAGGUUCUUGAUAUUGCUGAGCUUCGUAUCAUGCACCAACGUCUCGUGGAGUCUAUAUGUGUUUUUGAAAUGUAUUUCCCGCCGCAUUUUUUUGUUUCAAUAAUACAUGUCGUCGUACAUUUGGCAGAAGAGGCAGAAACAUUGGGUCCUGUUACAACUCGAUGGAUGUAUCCUAUUGAAAGGAUGAUGAGAACAUUCAAAGUUUUUGGUCGCAACGAAAACUAUAUAGAGGGAUCUAUUACAGAAAAAUAUGUAUUAGAUGACGCAUUGAGACAUUGUAUGGAGUAUAUUAUGAAUGGUAGGGAGAAGUGUUACAAGAAAAAGGGAAGGAUAUCUACUGACGAUGACAUUCAGGAAGGUCCAUACGCACCAAAUAUGUCUAAAGGAAAAAGAUAUCAUAUACCUAAUUCACAGUACGAACAAGCACGCAGAUGGGUUUUGAUGCAUUCUGAAGAAAAUACUGAAUGGGAAAAGAAGUAUGACAUAUUACAUGUUAGAGGAAGAAGGAAAUCAAGGAAUCUUGAUGAAUACAUGAAAUGCCUAAGGCAACAAUUUCAGGGAAAAGACGUGACAUAUUUUAAGCGGCUCGUUGAUGGUCCAUCUAGAUAUGCAGAAUCACAUAAUGCAUAUGCAGCAAAUGGAUAUAUCUUUUAUACAGCUGAUGCAGAAAAAGGUAUGUCCACCCAAACGAGUGGAGUGUCCAUGAAUGCCACAACCACAUUCAGAGAAAGUGCCAGAGAUCAGAACACGAUGGAUGAUGAAGUUCUGUAUUUCAGAAUUGUUAAACAAAUUCUAGAACUGGAUUACACCACCUUCAAGCAAACUUUAUUUUAUUGUGAUUGGGUUCCUGUCGAAGACAAGGUGAAUGGAUGGUAUGUGGAUUCGGUUACAAAACAGAUUUAUAUAAACUUCGAACGGUUUAUGGGUAACAAAAAAGACACCGAUGAGCCAUUUAUCCAUUCUUCUCAAGCUACUUCAGUUUUUUAUUGCAAGGAUGAGAGUAGGCCUGAUAGGAAGUGGCACAUUGUUUUAGAAUCUCCAAAACGACGAAGUCCUUAUGUGAAUACUUUUGAGGAUCCUUUUGUCUUUACCGGCAUAGCUAAAGAAUCUUCCCUAACGGCAGUGAACUUGGAUGAUAACAGUAACUCGGAAGAAGAUGCAUUUAAAAAUUAG
Papaver somniferum (opium poppy) is the source of this 2310-nucleotide messenger RNA. RefSeq lists its product as uncharacterized. Lineage: Eukaryota; Viridiplantae; Streptophyta; Magnoliopsida; Ranunculales; Papaveraceae. The transcript is spliced from 8 exons. The record is from RefSeq and is a predicted model, not a curated record. Bases 1 to 2310 code for a protein of 769 amino acids.